Oncorhynchus keta (chum salmon) is the source of this 2223-nucleotide messenger RNA. Its product is annotated as cyclin-G2-like. Gene Ontology annotation, biological process: regulation of cyclin-dependent protein serine/threonine kinase activity; mitotic cell cycle phase transition. Gene Ontology annotation, molecular function: cyclin-dependent protein serine/threonine kinase regulator activity. The coding region runs from base 223 to 1239 and encodes 338 amino acids. Lineage: Eukaryota; Metazoa; Chordata; Actinopteri; Salmoniformes; Salmonidae. The transcript is spliced from 8 exons. Gene Ontology annotation, cellular component: cyclin-dependent protein kinase holoenzyme complex; cytoplasm; nucleus. The record is from RefSeq and is a predicted model, not a curated record.
CGACAAGUCAAAACAAGGUGGAUAGCUACGGACGUGAUUGGCUGACGCGACAUUGACGUCCGUUUCUGGGUGUGGAAAUUCUCAACAUCAACAAAAAGAGAAAAGAAAUGAGAAACUAGAGAUUACAAGGAACAAACAAUAGUUUGGGACGUGAGAAUAUAUCGAUGUAACUAACAUAACAGUGGAAGGAUUUCAGAUUUCUGUAACAAUACAGUCUAAAAGAUGGAAGCCGUUAAACUUAUGAGGGAGCUGAAAACCAAUUUUGAACAGGAGAUGAAUUAUCUUCCGAAAGAAACGGGACUCCACUUGAUCGAAUCAACCAGAGAGAAUGCCAGCCAAGGAAUCUCAGCUAAAUGUAGGGACGUCAAAGUGGAAGACCUCUGGAGCCUAACCAGUUUCUUUGGGUACAGCACCCAGACCUUCGUUCUGGCAGUCAACCUGCUAGAUAGAUUUUUGGCCAUGAUGAAGGUCCAACCCAAACAUCUAGCCUGCAUUAGCAUCAGCUGCCUCCACAUCGCAGCCAAAGCAGUCGAAGAGGAUUGUAACUUGUCUUCCACCAAUGAACUUAUUCGUAUCAGCCAGUGCAAGUUUACAGUUUCGGACCUCACUCGCAUGGAGAAGAUAAUUUCAGAGAAACUCAACUUCCAACUCGAAGCCAUCACAGCCUUAACCUUUUUGCACCUAUACCAUAGAAUCACACGCUCACACACCUCAGACAGGAAGGAGGCCCUGAACCUCGACACACUAGAGGCCCACCUCAAAGCCUGCCUCUGCCGCAUCACAUUCUCCAAAGCUAAACCGUCCAUCUUGGCCCUGUCCCUCCUCACUCAAGAGAUUGAAGCCAUGCAGUCUGUUGACAUGCUAGAAAUAGCACAUAGUGUUCAGAGACAUCUGAAGAUCACCGACACGGAGCUGCUACACUGGAGGGGGCUCGUAGCCAAGUGUCUGUCUGACUACUCUUCCCCUGAAUGUAGCAGACCCAACAAUAAGAAGCUCGUCUGGAUCGUGUCGAGAAGGACAGCUCAGAACCUACACACCAGCUACUGCAACGUCCCUGAACUGCCGACCAUUCCCGAGGACUGCUGGGACCAAAGCGAGGACUCGUGUGAAGACAUGAGUUCUGGGGAGGAGAGCCUGAGCAGUUCCCUGGGUUCUGAUGCAGAGGGACCUUACUUUCCUCUUCACUUCCGCUGCCAGAGCAACCACCGAAACAAAUACCACCAUCCCAACCCCCUGUGAAGGAGCCACAGUGCCUGGGUUCCACAACCACCAUACUGUAGGGUUAUGUUCAUUAGUGAAACGUUUCGUAGCGUUCGACAUGUUUAUUUUUAGGAAGUCACGUUUAACAUGCGACAGCCCAUUUUGGUUCCUGGUGAAUAUAACCCAGAAAAAAGAAAAAAAAAAAACUAUAUAAUAUAUUUAAUUUUGUUAGUUCAAAAGGGCUACCAGUGUUUGGCCUGUUACAAACCAAUCAAUAUACUGCAUCUUAUUUUAAGCUAAACAAAAAUGCAUUUAUGGGGAAACUUAAACCUGACGGGCGGCGGAAUGAAUCAACUCAAAGAUAAAACGUUUUAUACUCUUUUUGUUGUUGUAGAUUGUAGCUUUAAAAAAAAAGUGUUGUUGCAUGUUUGGAUUUGUAACAUUCUACAAUCAGACCAUCCCAAAUUAGUAUCCUACCCCAGUGCACUACUUUUGACCAGAGCCGAAUGAGCCCCGGGCCACAAAGUAGUGCGCUAGAGAGAGAUAUAUCGUGUAGCAUUUAGGAUGCACUAUAGAACACAGCCAAGGUACAAUAGACUUGUCUGGGGAGUAAGAACAACGUUACAUAGUUUUCCUAUGACAUGUUAUCGUUGAGUUGUGUUCACUGCCUGAUGGUUCGGUUUUCCCUCUACAAGGUUCAACGGUCAAAAGACGACAUCUGUUUGCAUGUUAUUAUACAGGAAAACACCACUUGCGUGUGUGUGUGGUCUUGUUAACCUCUAAAUUUGCCAAUUCUUUUUUUUAGGUUGUAGGGUAACUUAUAUUUGGCUGGUAUGUAGCUAGCUCUGUGGAAGAAAUGUAUGGGAUGGAGUUUGUCAUAAUGUACAUUUGUAUAAAAAGUAUGUAUGUGUGUAAAAAGAAAAAGCUGUGAAUAAGUACCUUUGUAGAUAUUAACUUAUUUGUAAUUUUUUUGCCAAUGUUGUAUGACAAAAACAACAAAAAAAACUAUUUUGGACAUCUGAA